AUGAGAAAUACGCACAGAGCUGGGACAACCAAUGCAUUAGGUACCUCACCCAUCAAACUUUGCCCGAGUGAGCCCGCGGUUCUUGCGUGCCUCUCAUUCACCUCUCCGUCAAGAACCGCACACGACAUGUUCAGGUCAUCACUACCAUUCAUUCCAAUGAACUUCUCAAAACGAUACACCCUCCCCUCUCAUGCCCUUGUCCUCAACCUCCCACCCAAGCGUCCGAACCCUCUCCGCACAUCAACCCUCAUCACCAGAAACCAUCCCUCCCCCCCACCAUCCAGAAAGAUGACCUCCUCCUCCCUUCUCCCUCCCGGCCUGGAAACCCUCCAAAACCAGCUCACACACCACCCCACCUCCCCCUGGGGCCUCCCCAUCUACCGCACCACUCACUCGCCCCUUUCCCAAACCGCCUGGCCAACCUUCCUCUCCCUCCUCCAAACAAACGUCAGGUCCACCCUACGAGAAAUCUACCACCUCCCCUUCCUCGCCAGAUCCCACUCCCAACCGAUAUUCUCCGACUCGGAGAAAUACGUCGGGCUGGACACCCACGCGUUAAGAAGCCAUUUCGACAAGUGGGUGUCGUCGGAACAAGCUGUUCCCGAGGGAUCAUCAAGAUGGGAUCGAUGGAUAGGGGGGAGGAUGUUGAUGCCGGUUGUCAAGCGGGGGUGGGUGCCGGCCGAGGAGGAAGGAGGUGAUGGCAAGAAGGAGGAGGGGAUGUUGUGGGAGGAUGGAAAGACGGGCGAGCAAGGGGAGGGUGUGGGGUGGAUGUAUAUUUAUGUUGGGGAGUAUGUUGGGAUGUGUGAUGUUUUGGGGCAGGGUGAGGAAGGGUGGUAUUCGGUUUAUGUGAGGUCGCCGCUGAUGAGGGAUACGGAUCCGUCGGGCGAGGGGGAGGUGGGGAGAUUGCCGGGGUGGUGGAGGAGGAGAACGAGAAUGGAAGGGUGA
Podospora pseudocomata is the source of this 945-nucleotide messenger RNA. RefSeq lists its product as uncharacterized. The coding region runs from base 1 to 945 and encodes 314 amino acids. The transcript has 2 exons. Lineage: Eukaryota; Fungi; Ascomycota; Sordariomycetes; Sordariales; Podosporaceae. The record is from RefSeq and is a predicted model, not a curated record.